GGGACGAUGCCAUUGCUUCUGCAGCUUCUCGUUUUGUUUCAGUGUCUGUGUACCAAAAAUCAUUUUCUUCUUGCACAGGGACGGGUACAGGCAACGGCGGAGAAUGUUGCAGCUGCCCGUGAUCAUGGUCACGGUGGCGCAGCUGGCGGGACGCCCAUCAAUUCGUUUGCCAACCUAUUUCCGGGGUUUGGAGUCGGGCAAGAGCCAGGAUAUAAUCAGCAGCAGCUUGUUUUUGGCGGGCCAGCUCCAGCACCGACUCUUGUCGGAAACGGACAAGCGUUUCCCUUUCAACAGCACCAGCUCAACCAAAUUCCGCUGCAGCAGCAAACACCUGUAGCUCCUGCUGCCGCAACAGACGCUGUCUUUCCGCUCCCGACUGUCGGCCCCUCCGCCACUGCCUUCGCUUCAACAUCGAC
Molecule: messenger RNA, 416 nt
Organism: Amoebophrya sp. A120
Lineage: Eukaryota; Dinophyceae; Syndiniales; Amoebophryaceae
Source: the annotation of a GenBank genome assembly